AUGAGGGUAGUUGUAUCCAUCUCAGUGGGAAUGCUCGAUGCGUGGACGGAGUCUGUAACAGACAUCUCAGUGGGAAUGCUCGAUGUGUCGAUUGGGUCUGUAACAGACAUAUCAGUGGGAAUGCUCGAUGCGUCGACGGGGUCUGUAACAGACAUCUCAGUGGGAAUGCUCGAAGUGUUGACUGGGUCUGUAACAGACAUCUCAGUGGGAAUGCUCGAUGCGUCGACGGGGUCUGUAACAGACAUCUCAGUGGGAAUGCUCGAUGUGUGGACGGAGUCUGUAACAGACAUCUCAGUGGGAAUGCUCGAUGUGCCGACGGAGUCUGUAACAGACCUCUCAGUGGGAAUGCUCGAUGUGCCGACGGAGUCUGUAACAGACCUCUCAGUGGGAAUGCUCGAAGCGUCGACUGGGUCUGUAACAGACAUCUCAAUGGGAAUGCUCGAUGUGUCGACGGAGACCAUGAAUGACCUACAGAAUGAUGAUGAAAUUAAAGUUGCAUUAAUUAUAAGUAAACAAAAAAAGAUUCCAAAAGAAACUGAAGAAGACAGAAAAGAGGAAAAAGAAGAAGAAGAAGUGGAAGACAACGGAGAGGAGAGAGAGUACGAAGAGAAGGAAGACGUCAGAGAGGAAGAUGAAGUCAGAGAGGAAGAAGAAAACAGAGAGAAUGCAAUAAAUAGAGAGGAGGAAAAAGAUAAAGAGGAGGAGGAAGUCAGAGAGGAAGAACUUAUGGAAAUUGAUGAAGAUGAAGACAAAAAAAUAAUUAAAUUAAUUUAA
Saccostrea cuccullata (small rock oyster) is the source of this 774-nucleotide messenger RNA. RefSeq names its product probable H/ACA ribonucleoprotein complex subunit 4. NCBI's taxonomy places the organism in Eukaryota, Metazoa, Mollusca, Bivalvia, Ostreida, Ostreidae. The coding region runs from base 1 to 774 and encodes 257 amino acids. The transcript has 3 exons. The record is from RefSeq and is a predicted model, not a curated record.